Molecule: messenger RNA, 1512 nt
Organism: Spodoptera exigua (beet armyworm)
Lineage: Eukaryota; Metazoa; Arthropoda; Insecta; Lepidoptera; Noctuidae
Source: the annotation of a GenBank genome assembly
CUUUGGUUCGUUCUAAACGUCAGUUAGUCGUCAAAUAACCUAUAUUUUUUUGUAUUAUUGUUACGAAAACAAUAACCUUCGAGGUUAAUUACAAUCAUUAUUUAUGUGCGAUAAGGUCAUACAAAACCAGUUUACAUGCUUAUCCUCAACACACUUACGAUUUUGCUACAAGUAGCGUUUAUAGUGUCUAUGUCACUGCUGUCCAUGAAUAUAAUCCGAUAUUUUACUGGUGGUGUUAAAAAAAUGGCUUUAAUUGCUCCAGCUAUGUUCGUUAACCACGGAGGAGGCCCUAUGCCGCUUUUGGGAGACAAAGAUCACGCAGGACUGACGAAUUUCUUGCGAGACGGUGUCCAAAAACAUUUGAAUUUAAAAGAGAUAAAAGCUAUUAUUCUUGUGACUGCGCAUUGGGAAGAGAGUGUUGUGACAAUAUCUUCUGGUAAACAUCACGAUCUAUACUUCGAUUACUACGGAUUCCCGCCAGAAACUUACAAGUACAAAUACGACGCUCCCGGAGAUCCGGCUCUUGCGGAAAGAAUUCAUCAUACGUUGAAAAAGGCGGGAAUAAAUUCGAAAUUGGAUUCGAAAAGAGGUUGGGACCAUGGAGUUUUUGUGCCAAUGAUGUUGAUUAAUCCUUCAGCCAGUGUUCCUAUAGUACAAAUCUCAGUGUUGUCCAAUCAGGAUCCUGAACAACAUUACAAGCUUGGGCAGGCAUUAUAUGAGUUUAGGAAAGAAGGUGUAGCCAUAUUAGGGUCUGGAAUGUCCUAUCAUAACAUGAGAGAAUUCAUGUUAGGCCGACACCAAUCAUCGGUAGUGAACAAAGAAUUUGAUGAAUACCUGAAUAAAGUAUGUACUGCAGAGAGUGAGGCUGAACGAAAAGAGGGAUUAUUGUCUUGGAGACAGCAAAAAGGGGCUACGGAAGCCCAUCCGAUGAGGGCAGCUGAGCAUUUCAUGCCGUUGAUAGUAAUUGCGGGCGCUGGGGGCUCCAAACCUGGGCAGCGUAUCUUUAAUUGGGACAUGAGUGGUGUGUUCCGACUGAGUGCCUUUGUGUGGAAAGAUGAGUGAUUGCUUUGUUGUAGAAAAUGAAAAUUCUAGAUUAAAUCAGCACUUCGCAAAAUAUUGUUUACAUAAGCAUGAUGCAGGCAUUUCUUGUUAUUUCAAGUUGGUUUCAUACCUAAAAAUAUUAUGAAUCAAUUAAUUAUAAAGAUAUAUCCAACUAAUAUUUUUUAUUUGAAAAUUUGUGAGAAUGUAUGUAUGUUUGUUAUUCUCUAACACAAAAACCACUGGACCGAUUUGGUUGAAAUUUGGUGUGUAGAUAGAUGAUACCCUGGAUCAUAGCUGUUUUUUUUUAACAUACCAUGUGGGUGAAGCCGCGGGUGGAAGCUAGUGAUGAUGUGAUGUUAUAGGUAGGUAUAAUGCAAUAUUUUGAAUUCCUCAAUCAAGUGGUUUUAUGUAUUUUUUCCGCAUUUCAUAACUUUUUGAGCUGGUACAAAACCAGCAACUUCAUAUGUUUAU